Molecule: messenger RNA, 2058 nt
Organism: Sordaria macrospora k-hell
Lineage: Eukaryota; Fungi; Ascomycota; Sordariomycetes; Sordariales; Sordariaceae
Source: RefSeq, a predicted model, not a curated record
AUGGCCUCCGUUUCCACCACGGGGCCUCAUGGCCAGACAAAUCCGAUUCAUAAUGACCUAGGAAGGGAAGACCAGACGCUGCUCCUGUUCGCCCACCUGAUGGAGGGCGGCAAGGAAGACGAGGAGACGGUCGAAAGUCUGGGCAAGUUGACCAAGCUGCUCAACGACGAUGCCGAGGCCACCAAGAAGGGAGAGAAGUCCAUUACCACCGUCAUAGAUAGCGACUGCGUCGAUACCAUAUUGUGUUAUCUGGAUAUGAGACAGUUCGAUAUUGUUCGCGGUCAUGCUGCGCUCUGCACUUCUGCUUAUCUCAAGGCCGCCGGCGACGACGGCAGCAAGAAGCUCUCCGCCUUCUUCCUCGACCGAGUCCAACGAGGCACCUACGACGACUAUAUUGUGGCGUUUUGCGUGGCAGCUACCAUCUUCCCCAUCGUCCCCGAUCUGACGUCCGAGCUGUUCCUCAGCGAGGGUUUCCUCCCCAGUCUAGGCCCGCUUAUGAGGCGCAAGUGGAAGAGCCGCAAAGUCGAGACGGCCUGCCUCGAAAUGCUCAACGCUGCCUGCAUGCACUCUCACUGCCGUGAAGCUGUCCAGAAGUACUGCAUCGACUGGCUAGAGGAGAUUGUGGACCAGGAUACGGAGCAGGUUAUCGAGUCCAUGUAUACCACCAAUCCCGACAUCGCCGUCCAGGAGGGCUCCGUUUCCAUGAGGAGGCACUCCAUCCAUGUCCAGAACCUGGCCGCCGUGGUCUUGACCAAGCUCAGGGCAGUUCAACCCGACCAGGCACCCGCAAACUUGUCCGACCCAUCCCAGCCCCGGAUACAGCCGGCGACAACCAGCGUAGAAGAUCUUUCCAAGAAGUUUACCCUGAUGCUCAUCAAGGACCCCGAACAUUCCAGCCAAGCCUCGGUCGAAGGACUCGCCUAUGCAUCGAUCCGCUCCAAGGUUAAGGAGGAACUAGCUGGUGAUCCUGAAUUCCUCAAAUCUCUUGUAAAAACACUCGACUCGGCGCCUCCAAGGUCCCCUCUCAUGUACGGCGCUCUCAGCAUUUUCGUUAACCUUACACAAUAUCGUCCAGCCCUUACAGAAGAACAGAAGCGCAUAAGUCAGCUCAAGGCCUAUGCGGAUGCGGCGGGAAAGCUCCAGCCCGACCCAUUGAACGACAACGAACAUGUUAGCGCACGCUGCAAACGUGUCUUCGAAGCCGGUGUUACCCCCGUUCUCGUGACGAUCAGCAAAACCAGCUCCGUAGCAUCUCUCACCCUCAUCAUUUCGAUUCUCAACUCGCUCUCCAUGACACCCUCUAUGCGGGGACCGCUCGCUCAACAAGGCGCCGUCCCUCUCGCCCGCAUCCUCAUCUCUACGAACCCCAUGCUCGUGUUCGGCGGCUCCCGCGCCACCCCCAUGAGCACCGCCAUCCGACCCCUCGUCCACAUCCUUCUUCCCGACCAAACCGCCGAUACACGCGAUCUCCUCCCGACGUUCGAGUCCCUCAUGGCGCUUACCAAUCUCGCUGCCGUUGACGACGACACCCGGCGCACAAUUGUCCGUGUAGCCUGGAAGGACAUCGAGGAGCUUCUUCUGUAUAACAACCCUCGCAUUACCACUGCAGCCGUCGAGCUUGUUUGCAACAUCGUCCAAUCCCCCGAAGAGGCCGAGUCUCUCUUUGCCGACACAAGCAAGCCGCAGGCGCAGACCAGGCUGAAGAUCCUUGUAGCUCUAGCCGACGCCGAAGACGCCGCUACGCGUAGUGCCGCCGGUGGUGCCUUGGCUGCCUUGACCGGAUACGAAAGUGUGGUGAAGGCUAUUGCGGAGCGCGAGCGGGGACCGGAGAUUAUCCUUGGGCUGUGCGAGGACGACAACGAAGAUUUGAGGCACCGCGGUGUGUUCGUCCUGUUGAACAUGGUGGCAUGCGAGGGCCAAACAGGCAAGCUGGCCAGGGAGAAGUUUAUGAGCAAGAGGGCGGUGGAGAUCAUGAGGGAGGUGGUUACUAGGUCGAAGAGAAGGGAGAUUGUGGAGUUGGCUGUGCAAUGCCUAAAGCUGCUGUUGGGGAAGGAGUGA